Molecule: messenger RNA, 1647 nt
Organism: Durio zibethinus
Lineage: Eukaryota; Viridiplantae; Streptophyta; Magnoliopsida; Malvales; Malvaceae
Source: RefSeq, a predicted model, not a curated record
AUACGGUAAAUUGUUGCUUUUGUACCUCGGAGACUGGUGAGGACCAGAUUUUUCUGAGGCCCAAGUCCCAACCGCCUUAGCCUUUGAAAAGUCGCAACUAUGGAUAUUAAUUCAUCAACAGCUAGGGUUCCUGUAUGUUUGACGCGUAACUAUCUUUUUUGAGCCAGAAACCAACCACGACCCUUGGAUUGGUUGACUGACUUUCACUUUCCCAUACUUUUUAGUUUUUAAUCAUAUUUUGUUCUCCCUAUUGCAAGACAGAUGCAUAUAGAAAUUUAGCAAGUUAAAAAAAAAAGGGGGUUUCCAUGGAAGGAGAAGCCGGAUCAUACGAGGAAGUCAAGCCAAAUGUUGUCGUUAAAGAAAGUAAUGGCGAUAUGGUCGGUGAUAAUGAUGUUCGGAAGCUGGGAUCCGUUGAAGGAAAGAAAAUCUUCCAGAACUGUUCCCUAGCAAUGCCGGCAUCUGGACUAAAUACCACAAGCAUUGCUCCAUCGCAACUCACCAUCUUCUAUGGCGGAAGUGUUUGUGUAUUUGAUGCAAUUCCUGCGGAAAAGGUGCAAGAGAUUAUGCUUAUUGCUGCUACUGCUGCAGCUGCUGCUGCUAACUUUGUUGACAUGAAGAAUGCUGCACCUGAUUGUGCCACCACUUCACCCGUUCUUACGAGGUCUCCUUCACUUCAAAGUACUGCAACUGCUUCAGCUUCACCGCAGGCACCUGUGUAUCCUAUUCACAGGACUUCUCUUUGCAAACUACAAUCUGAACUACCAAUUGCAAGGAGACACUCCCUUCAGCGAUUUUUUGAGAAGCGGCGGGAUAGGCUGGUGAACAGGAACCCAUAUCCUAAUCCAUCAAUGCCAAAAGCGGCUGAUGACACCAAAGCUAACCUCAGUGCUGCAACUUCACCGGAAUCAGGCUGCUUUGGAAAAUCAACUGUUUCCAACCAAAUGCUCCAAGCCCAUGAUGCCUAAGCUAAGCGUAUAGGAAUUCUUACAUAUAUUUAAUAAAAACUAAAUCUUACUGUGUUAUUCUUGUAAAAUGCAAACUGCACUGGAUGACGACAUUUGACCUGCCUAAUGUAGCAUCUACUCACUUGUUUUCCUUUUGCCUCCGGAGGCAGUUGUGACGUCUUUUAGACCUAGGCACCUUGUCUCUAAUCUGUCUGACAAUUGACAAACUGAGCUAUCUAGGAUUUGCUAUGUAUGAAACAAUUACCUUGGUUUGUUGGCUCUCUCUGUUCUGUGGGUAUGUUAAGACUGAUAAUUUGUGUGUGAUCUGGACGGAACUUUUGGCUUAUUAUUGUUAUUUUUUCUGCAAUUAGCAUCCUAUGCAUCUACAGAGGUUAGAUAUAAAAAACUUUUAAACCAGGCCGGUGCUUGUACGCAUCGUGGGCAACGGUUGAUUGAACAAAAAAAAGAUGGAUUGUAGUUAAAAAGUAAUCUUCAACUGUGGAUCUGACCCAAAAAAAAACCUUCACCUUUCAACUGUGGAUGAUACUUUGGUAGUAAUAUUGACCAUGCAAGGACGGAUGCCGUUAAUAUUGCAUCAGUGCCAGAUGGUUUUUUAGGAACCGGACUUGAAUGUGACGUUACUCCUUCAACCGGUGCCACUAGAGAUUGGUUACCAAUUUCAGAUUUUCACUGCCAAUGAAUA